Cladophialophora bantiana CBS 173.52 is the source of this 873-nucleotide messenger RNA. RefSeq lists its product as uncharacterized. The transcript has a single exon. Lineage: Eukaryota; Fungi; Ascomycota; Eurotiomycetes; Chaetothyriales; Herpotrichiellaceae. The record is from RefSeq and is a predicted model, not a curated record. The coding region runs from base 1 to 873 and encodes 290 amino acids.
AUGUCGAGCCAAAGGCUUGACACGUCUUGCGUCAGAUUUGAAUUGGAUAAGGAAGUGCGAUCACCGAGGACGCCGACAUAUAUACCAGAUUCCCUAUCAUCUAGCUCAGUGUCACCUUUCGAUCACACUAAGUACUUUGCUGAACCUACCCUUGAAGGUGACGACCAAGAGCCGAUGUCUAUUGCACCUCAGCAACAUCCCAUGCCAUGGACAUGGAUUUGCCAUUUGUGCCAUUCACGAUAUCCCCUUGGCGUAACGCGCCGAUGCUUGGUUGACGGACACUACUACUGUUCAGGCCAGACCGACUGGCCCAGCCUGAAGAGAAAGAAAAAGCCCAGGGCAUGUUCGAGUGAAUUUGACUACGCGGCAUGGAAAAACUGGGGAGCCUGGCGCCGAGGAACUCUCAAAAUCCUCCAGAAUGAGAGGGUCUUAAAGGGCUGCGAGUCCUGUGACUUUCCAAGUCAAUGUCGGUAUCCUGUUGAUUCACACCCGCUUAGUGAUGCAGAGGCGGCCCUGGUGUAUCCGAAUGCCUCUGUUAGCGAAACAUUGCAAGAAUUAGAAGCGAAGAUAGAGGAACGCAGAGGCAAAAGUGAAGGCGGAUCGAAUGCGAAUGAGAACGUCGGCUUUGACCAAAUAUUGAAGAACAUCUGCCCCAGUACGAAGUCACAGACACCGGGUUCACAAAAGCUGUCCAAUACAAAGCAGCAAAACAAGAGUAUGUCACGGAGCAAGGAAAAACGUUCAGUCAAAGGUCCGAUCCGUGCAUGGGAGGAAGAAGCGCCCGGAGAAGAGAAAAGGUUGCGGGAAUUGGUCGGACCAGAUCUUUGGUCGUGCUUGGAAGAUGUUGGUUUGGACAAUGGGCGGAUUGGGUGA